Molecule: messenger RNA, 561 nt
Organism: Oryza brachyantha (malo sina)
Lineage: Eukaryota; Viridiplantae; Streptophyta; Magnoliopsida; Poales; Poaceae
Exons: 2
Coding region: 1-561 (186 amino acids)
Source: RefSeq, a predicted model, not a curated record
AUGUCACCGGAGCGGCAGGAGUCGCGGAGGGUGCACGUCGACGGCGAGGACACCGACGCCGCCGAGGAGCGCAACAAGUGGUUCAGGGAGAUGCGCGGGUGGCUGAUGGUGGUGGCGACGGUGGCGGCGUCGGUGACCUACCAGGCCGGGCUGAACCCUCCCGGCGGGUUCUGGCAGGAGGACGACGCGGCCGCCGGGCACAGGGCCGGCAACCCGGUGCUGCGCGACGCCGUCAACCGGAGGUACCAGGCGUUCUACUACUUCAACUCGACGGCGUUCGUGACGUCGCUGGUGAUCAUGGUGCUGCUGAUGAGCGAGCGGUUCUACCGGACGGAGACCAAGGUGGUGGCGCUCAUGGUCACCACCUUCGUCGACCUCGCCAGCCUCGUCGGCGCCUACGUCGCCGGCUCCACCCGCUUCAUGUCCUCCUGCGCCUACGUCAUCAUCAUCGCCGGCGUCGCCUUCCUCUGCGUCAUCGCCAUGGGAGAGGUGAUGGAUAAAGUAUGCAGUUUCUUCAAGAGGAGGUUGCCCUGCAUGCACGGCUGGUUCCCUGUGCGGUGA